Molecule: messenger RNA, 2699 nt
Organism: Adelges cooleyi (spruce gall adelgid)
Lineage: Eukaryota; Metazoa; Arthropoda; Insecta; Hemiptera; Adelgidae
Product: protein decapentaplegic-like
Exons: 3
Coding region: 724-1884 (386 amino acids)
Biological process (GO): BMP signaling pathway; SMAD protein signal transduction
Cellular component (GO): extracellular region
Molecular function (GO): cytokine activity; growth factor activity
Source: RefSeq, a predicted model, not a curated record
UUCACGGGCCACUCUCGAACCGCACGCUCUACGCGUUUACGCCAAACGAACACGUUUCGACGGAUUACGAUUAUUCUUAUUUAUAAUUAUCAUUAUUAUUAUUAUUAUUAUAUUUUUUUAUCGAUUCUUUCGCGCAACGAGAGCUAGACGGGUUUUUGGAUAUUAUAUUAAAAUAAAUGUAUAAAUUAUUAUUUUUUUUAACUGAAUAACUGUACUAUAGAAAAAUAAAAAAAGUUACUAAAAAAAUAUAAAUACGAAUAAUAUGUACUAUCAUAACGGUUUAAUUUGUUUUCAUCGCAUCGGUAUAUCGUUGACGGACAUGUAUGUUUUUUAAACAGACCCGAGUGCACGCCGCGUUCCAACCGGCCGUGGUCGUUAUCAGUUGCCCGUCGGCUCAACACGCCGGAUUACCGGCGUAUGCGUCUAUUACCGGCAAGUCCGUAUUUCGUGCGCCGAUCACAACUGCUCGCAAAAACGCAUACACAAUACACGUUGCCGUGGUGUCGACUGACGUACAAAAAACCGACUUGACGACAACGGCACGACUCAGCGAUCCGCCGCCUAUACUUAUGAUUAUUUUUUUCGUCGACACCACAACUAAACAAUAUACGCCGGCGCCAGAUUUGUCGGCAUGAAAACCGACAAAGACCGUCUCACAGGUACGUCCAAGCAGUUUUAUCAAAAUCGGCGUGACGACCGCGUGCCCUAAGUGCUUGAUCGACAAUGAUAAGCGGUGUUUUGUUGAUGGUGGCUGUAAUAUCAGGCAUAGUGUGCGGCGAUACGCCGAGACCGUCGGGCGCUCGAGCAGCGUUCAAAGACGUUGACAAAGCGGAGAGACAUUUGCUGGCCGCGCUGGGCAUGAAGCGCCGACCUGUGGUGGAUAAGUCUAAGGUGGAGAUACCGGCCGCCAUGUUGGAGCUGUACAACAUGCAGGCGUCCAACGAGUUCGACACCACCGGAUUACCUUUGCCUGGACGUCACGUCAAGUCGGCGAACACCGCCAGGACGUAUCUUCACCGAGAAUCGGAACCAAAAAAUCCUAAGUGCCGAAAAUAUCGUUUGCAGUUUGCUGUAGACCCGUUACCGGAAGGGGAAUGGCUGACAGCGGCUGAACUGAGGCUAAUGCCACUAACCCGCCGGCCGCAAGGCCAUCCGACCCGCGUGCAAGUGCUCGUCCACGACAUCGUCCAGCCUGGCGUUCGGGGCGUAUCCAAACCUGUGCUGCGGCUUUUGGACUCGCAGUACGUAGACCUCGAGGAGAACGGUGACCAAGCCGUUACGCUGGACGUAACGCCCGCCCUUGAAAGGUGGUCGCAGCAACAUCAACACGACAAGGCCCGAUGGGCGGACGUCAACCACGGCCUGUUGGUGGAGACGCUGACGGGCGGCGGCGGCCGAGCGCCCAUACCCGGCACGUUCGAGCUGCGGGCAGGAAACAGGCCUGCCCUGCUGGUGUACUCGGACGACGGCAAAAAUAGCAGGCCGGUGGGACCGCCUCGGCGGAAGCGGUCGGCGUCUCAGCAGCAGCGGAGCGGCAACAAGCGGCGAAAAGACGGCGGCGCAGGCCGCAAUAUAUGCCAGAGGCAUCCGCUGUACGUGGACUUCACGGACGUCGGCUGGGAUGACUGGAUCGUCGCGCCGCCCGGUUACGACGCAUACUAUUGUCAAGGCGACUGCCCGUUCCCGGUCGCCGAACACCUUAACACCACCAACCACGCCAUCGUGCAAACGCUGGUCAACUCGAUGAACCCGACCGCAGUGCCCAAAGCGUGUUGCGUGCCCACCCAGUUGGCGUCCAUAUCCAUGUUAUACCUGGACGAGGAUAACAAGGUAGUGCUCAAGAACUAUCAGGACAUGCAAGUACUGGGUUGCGGGUGCAGGUAGUCCGCCGCCGCGGCUGUCACCACCGUCGUACACCAAACACACAAACACACACACACACAGCGUCGCCCAAAGAUAUUAUAUUAUUAUUAAUUUUUUUUUUACUAUUAUUUUUAUACGCCUCUUGAUACGAGAUGGGGUUUCUUUAUAUAUAUUUUUUUUGUUCAUUUUCAUUCGAAGGUUUUUACAAAAAUGAUUUAUUGUGAUCAUUAUUAUAAUUAUUAUUAUAUACAUUUGACAAAUAAAAUCGAAUGCUCUCGAAACCGCUGAAACGGGCGUGGACUCAAUGAUCUUUAUGUUAAGUGAAGAAACUCGGAUUCCUCUUUUAAGUCACCUCCCUCCCCUUUCCUCCCCUCGCCCCCACAUAUAAACUGUGUCCUCCAAUUAAAUUAAUCAUAAAAUACUCCUCUUUUUGUGUUAUACCUGUAUAUUAUUUUAGCUUUUUGUACACCGACCAGUGAACAUUAUUAUAUUGUUUUGUAAAUCAUGGUCAUAAACUAGUCUUUUAUAUUUAUAAUAAUGAUAAUAAUAUUCAUAAAUCCCUCCUCUUUUUUAUUAAUCAAAAACCGACCAAAAUACCUUAUACAGUUUUGUUAUAUUAUACUUGAAUUUUGUUUGUUUAUUUAUUUUUAUUAAAUUUUUGACUUGCCUUGAUAUAUGUUACCAUAAUAUUAUUAUUCGUGUAGAGUUAGACCCGUGUUUUUAUUCCACGAGCUUUGAGUAAAAAUAGAAAAUCAAAUUAUUGAUAAUAAAAGAGAGAUUUCAAAAUGAUGUCUAUGCAUACUUCAAAAAAAUGUAUCCUACUACUAUUUUUUUCU